AAAAAGUCCAUUUUACUAUCACUAAUGUGUGUUGGGGUACAAGUAUGUUUUUUAUGAUUUUGUAGUGGUGUUGCUGAGGUGGUUAGUUGCUGAUUCUAGACUGGACAUGGAGGGUACCACUAUCCGACUCUUAAGUUUUUCUCUGGCACUUCUCAGUCUUUGUGUCCAUGGCCUUAUUGGAAGUGUAGUUGGCUCUGUCAGGAUUGGAGGUUAUCCUGUAUACAAUGAGGCUGGUCUCCCCAUGCAGGAUGUGAAACCACAGAGUUCCUAUAGCUGGUAUGGCCAUGAAAAUGUAUCGGAUCCCAUUAGUCCUCAAAGAUCUAAGAAUAUCACUUACAGUUUCGCACAAGUUAAGGGUGUGUAUAGCAGUGUAAGCUAUAGUCCUCAAAAUGGCUCUUCUGGUCUUGGCCCAAUGACUAAUGUGAACAAGCCUGACUCUGAUGCUAGAAGUCAAGUUCAAGGAUCUCUAAUGUCUUCAGCUGGAAGUGGUAGUCUUGUACCCAUUGCAGUGGCCACAGAAUCAGAAAGUAUGAGCAUUGAGUCUCUACCCAAGCCAGCGCAGCUCAACUAUCAAACUUUAGGGGAGUCUAGUAGUGAAUCUGUGGCAUCUAGUAGCCAGCAACUAGUGCAGACCAGCUCCCAGUCCAGUGGCCAAUUAGUGCAAGUCCGCUACCAGUCUUCAGUGCAGCCCAUUGUCAAGCCUCAAAGUAGACUUCAAGUUGGUUCCAGGUUAUUUUCUGGUACCAGGCCAGUGCAGACUUCAAGUUCCACCUUUUUCGUAAAGCCUUUGCAGCAAAGCGGUGAGUCCUCACAACCCAGCUAUCAGUUCAGACAAGGCAGCUAUGGGUCUGGACUUGUGCCAUUGCUCAGUGGGCAGCAACUAGUGCAGUCAAGCAAUGAUUCCAUGGUUCAGCCUAAUGUGCAACUAGCACAGGCAAGAUACAAACCUGUGGCCCUGCUCGGCCUCCAACAAUCAUCUCAAGCCAGCAGCCAGAACUUGGAACAAGCCGUCUCUCAAUCUGUGGACCAGUCCAGUGAUCUGCCAUCAGCACAAGCCAGCCACCAGUCUGUGGACCAGUCCAGCAUCCAAGCCCAAUCCAGCUCACAGUCUUUGUCCCAGCCAGGUGGCCAACAACCAGGGCAGGCCCUUUACCCAUCGGUGUCCCCGCCCAGUGCUUUGCAGUCAGCACAAGCCAGCUACCCAUCUGUGUCCCAGCCCAGUGGCCUACAGUCAGCACAAGCCAGCCACCAGUCUGUGGACCAGUCCAGCGUCCAACACCAAGCCCAAUCCAGCUCACAGUCUGUGGACCAGUCCAGUGGUCUGCCAUCAGCCCAAGCCAGCUACCCAUCUGUGGUCCAGCCCAGUGGCCUGCAGUCUGCACAAGCCUCUUACCAGUCCGUGUCCAGGCCCAGUGGCCCACAACCAGGACAGGCCCUCUACCAGUCUGUGUACCAGCCCAGUGGCCUGCAGUUGGCACAAGCCAGCUACCCUUCUGUGGUCCAGCCUAGUGGCCUUCAGUCAGCACAAGCCUCUUACCAGUCUGUGACCAGGCCCAGUGGCCCACAACCAGGACAGGCCCUCUUCCAGUCUGUGUCCAGGCCCAGUGGCAAACAAGGACAAGCCACCUACCCAUCUGUGUCCCAGUCCAGUGGCCCACAACCAGUACAGGCCCUCUACCAGUUUGUGUCCCGGCCCAGUGGCCUGCAGUCAGCACAAGCCAGCCACCAGUCUGUGGACCAGUCCAGUGUCCAACACCAAGCCCAAUCCAGCUCACAGUCUUUGUCCCAGCCAGGUGGCCAACAACCAGGGCAGGCCCUUUACCCAUCUGUGUCCCCGCCCAGUGCUUUGCAGUCAGCACAAGCCAGCUACCCAUCUGUGUCCCAGCCCAGUGGCCUACAGUCAGCACAUGCCAGCCACCAGUCUGUGGACCAGUCCAGCGUCCAACACCAAGCCCAAUCCAGCUCACAGUCUGUGGACCAGUCCAGUGGUCUGCCAUCAGCCCAAGCCAGCUACCCAUCUGUGGUCCAGCCCAGUGGCCUGCAGUCUGCACAAGCCUCUUACCAGUCCGUGUCCAGGCCCAGUGGCCCACAACCAGGACAGGCCCUCUACCAGUCUGUGUACCAGCCCAGUGGCCUGCAGUUUGCACAAGCCAGCUACCCUUCUGUGGUCCAGCCUAGUGGCCUUCAGUCAGCACAAGCCUCUUACCAGUCUGUGACCAGGCCCAGUGUCCUACAACCAGUACAGGCCCUCUUCCAGUCUGUGUCCAGGCCCAGUGGCAAACAAGGACAAGCCACCUACCCAUCUGUGUCCCAGUCCAGUGGCCCACAACCAGGACAGGCCCUCUACCAGUCUGUGUCCCGGCCCAGUGGCCUGCAGUCAGCACAAGCCAGCUACCCUUCUGUGGUCCAGCCUAGUGGCCUUCAGUCAGCACAAGCCUCUUACCAGUCUGUGACCAGGCCCAGUGGCCCACAACCAGGACAGGCCCUCUACCAGUCUGUGUCCCGGCCCAGUGGCCUUCAGUCAGCACAAGCCUCUUACCAGUUUGUGUCCCGGCCCAGUGGCCUUCAGCCAGUACAGGCCCUCUUCCAGUCUGUGUCCAGGCCCAGUGGCAAACAAGGACAAGCCACCUACCCAUCUGUGUCCCAGUCCAGUGGCCCACAACCAGUACAGGCCCUCUACCAGUUUGUGUCCCGGCCCAGUGGCCUGCAGUCAGCACAAGCCAGCCACCAGUCUGUGGACCAGUCCAGUGUCCAACACCAAGCCCAGUCCAGCUCACAGUCUGUGGACCAGUCCAGUGGUCUGCCAUCAGCCCAAGCCAGCUACCCAUCUGUGGUCCAGCCAAGUGGCCUGCAGUCUGCACAAGCCUCCUAUCAGUCCGUGUCCAGGCCCAGUGGCCCACAACCAGGACAGGCCCUCUACCAGUCUGUGUCCCGGCCCAGUGGCCUUCAGUCAGCACAAGCCUCUUACCAGUUUGUGUCCCGGCCCAGUGGCCCACAGCCAGUACAGGCCCUCUUCCAGUCUGUGUCCAGGCCCAGUGGCAAACAAGGUCAAGCCAGCUACCCAUCUGCUGUCCAGCCCAGUGGUCUGCAAUUAGCACAAGCCAGCUACCCUUCUGUGGUCCAGCCUAGUGGCCUGCAGUCAGCACAAGCCAGCCACCAGUCUGUGACCAGGCCCAGUGUCCCACAACCAGGACAGGCCCUUUACCCAUCUGUGUCCCAGCCCAGUGGCCUGCAGUCAGCACAAGCCAGCUACCAGUCUGCUGUCCAGCCCAGUGGCAUGCAAUUGGCACAAGCCAGCUACCCAUCUGUGUCCCGGCCCAGUGGCCCACGACCAGUACAGGCCCUCUUCCAGUCUAUGUCCAGGCCCAGUGGCAAACAUGGACAAGCCACCAACCCAUCUGUGUCCCAGCCCAGUGGCCUGCAAUUAGCACAAGCCAGCUACCCAUCUGCUGUCCAGCCCAGUGGCCCUCAACCAGUACAGGCCCUCUACCAGUCUGUGUCCAGGCCCAGUGGCCCACAACCAGGACAGGCCCUCUUCCAUUCUGUGUCCAGUCCCAGUGGCAAACAAGGACAAGCCAGCUACCCAUCUUCUGUCCAGCCCAUUGGCCCUCAACCAGUACAGGCCCUCUACCAGUCUGUGUCCAGGCCCAGUGCCCUGCAGUCAGCACAAGCCACCUACCCAUCUGUGUCCCAGUCCAGUGGCCCACAACCAGAACAGGCCCUCUACCAGUCUGUGUCCCAGUCCAGUGGCCCACAACCAGAACAGGCCCUCUACCAGUCUGUUUCCCGGCCCAGUGGCCUGCAGUCAGCACAACCCAGCUACCCAUCUGUGGUCCAGUUUAGUCGCCUUCAGUCAGCACAAGCCUCUUACCAGUUUGUGUCCCGGCCCAGUGGCCCACAACCAGUACAGGCCCUCUUCCAGUCUGUGUCCAGGCCCAGUGGCAAACAAGGACAAGCCAGCUACCCAUCUGCUCUCCAGCCCAGUGCCCUGCAGUCAGCACAAGCCAACCACCAGUCUGUGGACCAGUCCAGCAUCCAACACCAAGCCCAAUCCAGCUCACAGUCUGUGGACCAGUCCAGUGGUCUGCCAUCAGCACAAGCCAGCUACCCAUCUGUGUCCUGGCCCAGUGGCCCACAACCAGGACAGGCCCUUUUCCAAUCUGUCAAGCCCGGUGGCCUGCAGUCAGGACAAGCCAGCUUCCCAUCUGUUGUCCAGACCAGUGGCCUGCAGUCAGGACAAGCCAGCUUCCCAUCUGUUGUCCAGACCAGUGGCCUGCAGUCAGCACUAGCUCGUUACCGGUCUGUUUACCAACAAGCAGGACAGGCCAGCUACCAGUCUUUCUCCCAACCCAGUAGCCAGCAGCCAGCACAAAUCCACUACCAAUCUGUGUCCCAGCAGCCUGGAUUCCAGGUCUUUUCUGUGCCAGAUCAGUCAAGUUAUAGGUCUCAUUCCAGUCUUGGUUCCCAGUCUCUAGAGCAACCCAGUAAUGUACCUCUUUCUUCAAGCUAUGAGUCUGCAAUGCAGUCUUUCAAGCCUGGCUUUCAAGAUCCAGCACCUCCACACUAUCAGACUACUCAAAAUGAGCGUUCAUCUCUAGGCAUAUUGAGGUUGCAACAAGUGAAGUCUUAGCUGCUUUGCUGCUUUUUCUUAAUUUGGUGUUUGCUUUUGUUUUUGAAAAAAUAAAUCAUUUAUAAAAUGGG
Molecule: messenger RNA, 4701 nt
Organism: Megalobrama amblycephala (Wuchang bream)
Lineage: Eukaryota; Metazoa; Chordata; Actinopteri; Cypriniformes; Xenocyprididae
Product: AT-rich interactive domain-containing protein 1B-like
Exons: 3
Coding region: 107-4630 (1507 amino acids)
Source: RefSeq, a predicted model, not a curated record